CCAGAAUUUACAUUCUUAAGGUGCAGUGAUCAAAGGACUGGCGUUCGUAGACCUAGAUGCGCACGUUGUCGAAACCAUGGAUUAGUGAAUUUAAUCAGAGGUCACAAACGGGAUUGUCCUUAUCGAGAUUGCAGAUGUGAAGAGUGCAUACUUGUUGUAGAGAGACAAAGAAUCAUGGCAGCGCAGGUGGCUCUCAAGCGGAAGCAAAACGCAGAGGACAGGGAAAUGGAAGCCAUGCGAAAUGCAUUGGAGCCUGAAAUCCAAUCAUUACAAGGAAGUGCUGUCGACCUAACUUCAACACCAAUUCCUAAAAGUAAUUUUUCGCCAUUAAAUUAUAUUUACUUAUAA
Rodentolepis nana is the source of this 348-nucleotide messenger RNA. The record is from the annotation of a GenBank genome assembly. NCBI's taxonomy places the organism in Eukaryota, Metazoa, Platyhelminthes, Cestoda, Cyclophyllidea, Hymenolepididae.